Molecule: messenger RNA, 797 nt
Organism: Microplitis mediator
Lineage: Eukaryota; Metazoa; Arthropoda; Insecta; Hymenoptera; Braconidae
Exons: 2
Coding region: 90-797 (235 amino acids)
Source: RefSeq, a predicted model, not a curated record
CAAGUACCAAAGACACUUCAAUAAUAAUAAUAAUUAUUAUUUUUGAGUUCAAAUAAUCAAUAGAUUAAAGUUAAAGCAUAAAAAUAAAAAUGAAGUUUGUAGUAAUUGGAUUGUUUGUCGCAUUGGUUUACGUUGAGGCUCAACCAUUUGUUCCAAGACCAGAAAGUGGACUUCCGAGGCCAAGAGGUGGAUAUCCUAGACCGCCAAUCGAUUUGCCAUCGCCAUAUAAUCCUUCUCCUGCUCCCAGAUGGCCAUCUAACUCCAGAGUCCGUCGCUCACCCGAAAGAUCAGUUGACGAGUCGGUGCUCAAACCUGAACAUGGUCUGCCGCAAUUAAACUUGGACUACAAUCACAAAAUUUUUUCUGAUGAUUAUUCGAAACUCAGCGCCCUCGAAGGAGUUUCUUUCCCUGAUUUCAAACAGUCAUCUGGUGACCGGAUGGAUCCCAAUUUUGGGGUCGGUUCCGAAAUGAAGUUUGAUCGCGAACCUCAACGAUCAUUGGAUCUGUCAGUUAUUAAACCUGAACGGGGACCAGCGAUCAGUAGUUUGGAUUACAGUCAGAAAAUUUAUUCCGAUGACACAUCAAAUCUCAGUGCCCAUGUGGGAGUUUCGACUCCCGAUUUCGAUCAUUUCACUUCCCGCGCAGGAGUUAAUUACGAAUACACUCCUAACGAGAAUACAAAUUUUAGAGCGGGAACUGAAAUCACGCGAUAUCCCGGUGGCCAGAUGGUACCCAGCUUUGGAGUCGGAUUCGGAAUGAAAUGGCGACGUGACAUCAACCAACAACUUAAAGAGUAA